AUGAUGUCUUAUCUUAAGCAACCACCUUAUGCAGUCAAUGGCCUGAGUCUCACAACCUCGGGCAUGGAUUUGUUGCAUCCGUCCGUCGGUUAUCCCGGGAGCGCUUUUAGUGCCCCCUCCCCGGCGAGGUCUCCCCGCCACCGGCUGUUUUUCCCCCCGCCGCCUUGGGUUUUCCUGUGCAUCCCUAACACCAGGCUCUUUCUCUCUCCCUCCCCGUUUCUCCGUCUCCAGGUAUGGUUUAAAAACCGCCGAGCCAAGUGCCGGCAGCAGCAGCAGCAGCAGCAGAACGGGGGCCAGAACAAGGUACGGCCGGCUAAAAAGAAGAAUUCGCCGGCCCGGGAAGUGAGUUCGGAGAGCGGGACCAGCGGGCAGUUCACUCCCCCCUCCAGCACCUCGGUUCCCACCAUUUCCAGCAGCAGUGCCCCCGUAUCCAUCUGGAGCCCAGCGUCCAUCUCCCCGCUCUCCGACCCCCUGUCCACAUCUUCCUCCUGCAUGCAGAGGUCCUAUCCCAUGACCUACACCCAGGCAUCAGGCUACAGCCAAGGAUACGCUGGCUCAACCUCCUAUUUCGGAGGGAUGGACUGUGGAUCUUACUUGACCCCUAUGCACCACCAGCUUCCCGGACCAGGGGCCACCCUGAGUCCCAUGGGUGCCAACGCGGUCACCAGCCACCUCAACCAGUCUCCAGCCUCCCUCUCCACCCAGGGCUAUGGAGCCUCCAGUUUGGGCUUUAACUCCACCACCGAUUGCUUGGAUUAUAAAGACCAAACCGCCUCCUGGAAGUUAAACUUCAAUGCUGACUGCUUGGAUUAUAAGGACCAGACAUCGUCAUGGAAGUUCCAGGUUUUGUGAAGAACCUUUGUGAUAACGAGAGAAAUCGCGACGAGAACGAACAGGCUGGGCUGAACGCUCCAGUUUUAGUCAGGUCUUGGUUAAAUUAAAGAGAAAAAUUAACUCAACAGACAAACAAACGAACAAAAAAAAAAAAGCCGACAGCGACAAGAGGGGGGACAGUGUUGGUGUGAUCCCGUUCAGACUCAUCUCCUGCUCAGACGCUCUGGAAAAGGAAUAAUAAAGAGGAAAAAAACGGAGGAGGAAGGCCUUAAACGGACAGAUCAUCUAGUGAGCAGAAAACAGACAGACCCAUCUGUGUUCUUUCUAGUUUUAGGCAAUUGUUGGGUUUCUUUGUUUGGAAGAGGUGGGAGAUCGUCCUACCUACGGGCCAGUUUUAAAAAAAAAAAAAAAAAAAAAAAAAAAAGGAAAAAAAAAAAAGCCUAGGUUUUUAUUUCUUUUUUUUUGUGUGUGCGUGGAAAGAUCCUUCACCCAGAGGUUUCCAAUGUGUUAGCCAACCCUCGGUUAAAGUAUUCGGAAUGGACAGCAUCUCUCUUUUUGUCCCUCUUUUUCUCCCUCCCUCUUUCUUUCUCUCUCGCUCUUGAGCUCAUCCAACUGUUUCAUGCCCAACUCGCUCAAGUUGGCACCCGGAGAACUUGGUUCAGGGCUGUGUGGGUUGUGUGACUGAUUGUCCUAGCUGCACUACUUUAUUUAAAGAUUAAAAAAAAAAAGAUAAUGUUCAUAAGGAGUCAAUAUGUAGUUUUUAAGAGACAAUCAGUGUGUGUCUUAUAUAAAUGGUACAUCUGUGGUUUUUAAUCUGUGCUAGACUUCAAAACUGUGAUCUCCUGUAUUGUAUGCAACUAUGAACUCCGCACCAGCGGGAGUUCUGCUGUGAUUUAAAUAGGUUAUAAUUAUAAGUGAAAUUCAGAGCAACUGAGUUACCUAUUAUCAUCUUUUAAAAAAAAAAAUACAAAAAUAUAUAUUAAAAAUAAAAAAAAAAAAGAAAAACACGGUCGCCUUUCACCUGAGGUGAGCUGCACUGAAACUUUUUACAACAAACUGUCUCUGAAUGAAAGAGAAAAGACCGAAUAAACCCCACCUGAGGACAUUAAAACUCCUCUGGAGCUCACUUACUGCUGGCCACGCCGGCAGUAACCGUCAAAUCCAACAGGACUUUGGGCAGUUGCUCUGACCUGGAUGAAUUUAAACCGAGAAAUUCAUUGUCGUUUAUGCUUGCAGAUGUUAACUGAAAAAAAAAAAAAAAAAGAUAUAUAUGCAUAAACCUUUUUUUUCCUGGAUUUGGCAGAUAUGUAUAAUUAUAUUAAAAUGGUUCUAGCACA
Messenger RNA from Charadrius vociferus (killdeer), 2171 nucleotides. RefSeq names its product orthodenticle homeobox 2 (gene OTX2). Gene Ontology annotation, molecular function: DNA-binding transcription factor activity, RNA polymerase II-specific; RNA polymerase II cis-regulatory region sequence-specific DNA binding. Gene Ontology annotation, biological process: regulation of transcription by RNA polymerase II; multicellular organism development. The transcript has 2 exons. Gene Ontology annotation, cellular component: nucleus. Lineage: Eukaryota; Metazoa; Chordata; Aves; Charadriiformes; Charadriidae. The record is from RefSeq and is a predicted model, not a curated record. Bases 1 to 852 code for a protein of 283 amino acids.